Messenger RNA from Funneliformis geosporum, 471 nucleotides. NCBI's taxonomy places the organism in Eukaryota, Fungi, Glomeromycota, Glomeromycetes, Glomerales, Glomeraceae. The record is from the annotation of a GenBank genome assembly.
AAAAUGAAGAACAUAAAUUACAUAUAAAAAGUGUUCGAUUUGGUUCGAAAAAUUUUAACUUGGAGGUUUAUUGGUACGAAGGUUCAAGCAAUGAGAAAGAUAUGAAUCUAAGGACGCAAAAAAUGAAAAAUAUGGAAGAAAUAGAAGGAAUGACAAUCCAUAAAAAAAUAAUUGAAUGGAGGGAUAUUAAUGAAAGAUUGAAUGGAAUAAGAUAUGCGUGUGAGGCGUUAGAAUUCCUUAACAAGCGUGUAAAAUAUUUAACAAGUUAUUAUAAAACACAUAAAUACAAUGAAAUAGUCAAGUGUAUUAAUCAUAUAAUCUCGAGAUUUGCUGAAAAGCGACCACAACGAUAUAGAUUACUAGAUGUUCGCUAUCAUGUUAUGAAGAAUUUAAUUCUUGGUGAUUGUAAUCAUUUAAUUCAUUACCUUUUAUUUGGAUUCGACAUUGAUCUUUAUCUUUAUAUACCAAAGU